GGUUCUACUUCAGUUGGAUGGUUUUCACCGGCGCGCGAGACAACAGCCAACAGAAGACCUUGCGAUUCGGCUCGGAUUCAGGUCUGGAUAAAGCUCAAGUGGGAGUGAGCCCUGUGUAGUCUUUGCUGCUGAUAGCUCCCGCCUCCUUGCAACAAAUUUAGUGAAGUCGCCAUGUCUUCGAUUCUGAGAGCUCUUCCAUUUAUCGUACAGCAUUCUAGGUCAUUCGCCUCCGUAUCUUUUCCGUUCUGUCGUAAAUUUCAGAAAUGCGAAUCAUUUAGGGUGUUCAAGAGGAGAAUUUCCAUCGCUUCUGCUGCUUCUCAUUCGAAGGAAACCUUAGUUGCCGAUCCCAAACCUGUCAUCCCUGUCAAGGAAACUCUUGAAUGGGUUAGCAGGACCAGGCUUUGUAGUGAUUUAUCGGUCGACGACGUCGGUAAACGCGUUCGGCUAUGUGGUUGGGUCGCGCUUCAUAGAAUUCACGGAGGUGUUACUUUUCUAAAUCUCAGAGAUCAUACGGGAAUCGUUCAGGUUACAACUCUUCCCAAUCAGUUUCCUGAUGCCCAUUCCACCGUGAAUGAGUUGAGACUUGAGUAUGUAAUUGCUGUGGAAGGUAUUAUUCGUUCUCGACCAAGUGAGUCUGUCAAUAUGAAGAUGAAGACUGGCAUGAUAGAGGUCACUGCAGAGCAUGUUCAAGUAUUAAAUUCUGUCAGAUCUAAGCUGCCCUUCCUGGUUACCACUGCGGGUGAUGCGAAGGAGUUCCCCAAGGAGGAGAUUCGUUUGAGGUGGCCCAGGAAUCUUUAGAAAAGGUGGUCAUGGAGUUUUAUCAAUGCACAUCUGUUUGUUGGAUCAUCAUUUGUGAACAUUGAGGGAGUUUAUUGAUUUACCUUUUCAAACUCUAGCUUUUAUAAGCUGGGGUCCUUUGUAACCGUGAUCCAUUGUCCUUUGUUGACAGUGAUCCAUUGACCUUUUUUUAAUGAUUAAUUUGGGUAAUGGAGCAAGAUUUCAUGGA
Molecule: messenger RNA, 1006 nt
Organism: Macadamia integrifolia
Lineage: Eukaryota; Viridiplantae; Streptophyta; Magnoliopsida; Proteales; Proteaceae
Product: aspartate--tRNA ligase, chloroplastic/mitochondrial-like
Exons: 4
Coding region: 172-798 (208 amino acids)
Biological process (GO): aspartyl-tRNA aminoacylation
Molecular function (GO): nucleic acid binding; aspartate-tRNA ligase activity
Source: RefSeq, a predicted model, not a curated record